Molecule: messenger RNA, 1193 nt
Organism: Caenorhabditis elegans
Lineage: Eukaryota; Metazoa; Nematoda; Chromadorea; Rhabditida; Rhabditidae
Gene: clec-186
Product: C-type lectin domain-containing protein
Exons: 7
Coding region: 50-1111 (353 amino acids)
Molecular function (GO): carbohydrate binding
Source: RefSeq, marked reviewed
AUCGAAAACUGAAUAACCGCAAGAAGUGCUGCAGUUUCCCCCCGUCACAAUGCUCCUAUUUUCUGCUUUUUUGAUAUUCGGGUUUUCUAUUGGGUUUUCAGAAGAAGCGAGUUGCAGACAUCCACAUGAGAGGUUUAUUGGAACUAGGUGCUACGCAUUUGUGUCCAAAAAGCAUACAUACAACACUGCCAAGGAAUAUUGUGAUAGCCACGGAUACAGCCUUGCUACCGUCGAUAAUGCUAUCACCUCUAAUUUCUUAGCCUCCUCCGCCGCCACCGAAUUCGGCUCGAACAACGGUCAAUUCUGGAUCGGGCUCUCUCGAAAAAAGGACUACGAGCUCUUCAACUGGGAUGACGGGACUAUUGUCUCCUACACCAAUUUCGAAGCAGGAUUCCCUAAUAAACAGGAUUUUGUCGCUGAAAACGUGAGAAACGGAAGAUGGCAAACUCUCGCAGAGCACAAGGAGCUUGAGUUCGUGUGCUCUUAUGAUCCAACAGCGACAACCAGUGCUGCACCAACAACUAUACCACCAACAACUACCACAACUAGGGCUCCAACUACAACUACGGUCAGGAAAACUACACAAACUACAGCAACUACCAUGACAACUCCAAAACCAACAACUACAGUUUCCACCACUACAACAACUACCGUACCACCAACAACCACUCCAAAAGCCUGUCCACAAGGAUUCGUGUUGUUUGAGCCUACGCAAAAAUGCUAUAUUGUUCUUGUCUACGGAAACGACUCGGAUUACCCUGAUGUACCGGAUGAUGCUCCGUUCUUGACAAGAGAGAAUCAAAGAUGUGCAAAAUAUGGAGCAACUGUUGCAACAAUUCAUUCGUCGGAUCUCAAUGAUCUUUUUAGAUCAUUGAUCUACGAACGUUUCAAUGAUACACGAUAUGCCACCAUUGGUCUCCGAAACAUUGACAUGAAGACAAUUAGUGGAAAAUGGCAAUGGUUUGAUGGUACCUCUCCGGAUUAUUUGAACUUUGGAAAUAUGUUCCCAAAAACUGGAGAUUAUAUUGCACAGACAUCUUCGCAAGGCUUCUGGGUGAGCUACACACAUACUGCACCAAACGAGGGAGUUGUUUGUUCUGUGGACUUUUAAAUUUUUGCAUAAAUCGUUUCAUAAUUUCAAAUUUCAAAUUUCUGUUUGUAUAUUCCCUUGUAAUAAAAACUUAAAUUUCUUU